Molecule: messenger RNA, 3669 nt
Organism: Prosopis cineraria
Lineage: Eukaryota; Viridiplantae; Streptophyta; Magnoliopsida; Fabales; Fabaceae
Product: BEL1-like homeodomain protein 9
Exons: 4
Coding region: 1129-3486 (785 amino acids)
Biological process (GO): regulation of transcription by RNA polymerase II
Molecular function (GO): RNA polymerase II cis-regulatory region sequence-specific DNA binding; DNA-binding transcription factor activity, RNA polymerase II-specific
Source: RefSeq, a predicted model, not a curated record
AUGUACUCAUGCGUUUGCUUGUCGACGGUGGUCUUACUGUUUUUCGUGCUCCUAUUAAAAUUUUCUUUGUUGAAGUGGUUGCGUUGUACGAAUGCCAAAUUUUGCAGAACCUAUUGUCCGAAGUCACCUUUUGACCCUGACAUGAUAUAAUUUCUGGCUCGGUAUGUUUUUCGCUGCGUGAUAGUAAAUUAAACGCUGUAGAGGACUAUAUAUUUAUAUAUGUUCAUAUUGUGUGGAGAUUCGUUUCUUAUUAAUUUUAUCAAGAGCCUAGAAAUCGGCAGGACUUAGCUUAAACCUGUUCGUGCGAGUCGCUUAUGGAUUGGCGAGGCUGUGACUUGUUUUGAGAAUCAACAACUAGGGUUUCGGUAUGAAAUUAAGUUGUUAGACGUUGCGAUAGCCGUACGUAGAGGGAGCUGUAAAAUUAUCUUAUCCGUCCAUCUUUGCGUUUUGGUGAAUGGUGAGUUUUAUGUGUAGUUCACUAGGAAGGUAAGCAGCAGAAUAUGCGUGACUGCACAGUCUGGUGGAAAAGUAGGGUAGCUGUUUUCUAGAGAAGCAGUACACAGUAGUGACCUUUGCUCAUAUUUGUGGCGAUAAUAAAGGUCGUGAGUAGAUAAAUUUGAGCCUGUCAAGUGAAGCGAAGUCUACAGAUUUCGAUUAGCGAAAGCUUCUUAAUAUGUAGAUUCUUUUUUCUACUCUCACUUUUGUUAUUCCUAAUUUAAUUUAAUCUCCUCAAUUAUACCACGUCCGCUGGACAUUUUCCCUUCAUCCCCUUUUUUUUCGAAGUGCGCGCAUUUUCUCUCCCGUCGCUCGGCUGUUUAGAUAUACAUUAUGAUUUUUGGGUGGAAAUUAAGUUUUGAAGUUUCGUAAGUUUUUCUGGCCAUCUUUGAAGUUUAGCGGAUAGGUGGGAGGGAUUAUAUAUGUUCUAGUGUCCUGUAGUUAUCACUACUUAAAUCUAGCCAUUUAAGUUGAUAGGGAAUAUACUGCAGCUUUGCAGGAGAGCAAACUGAAUGCUGGGCUCAGUUUCCGAUAUGUUAGCUGUCGUGGCUGUUCAUUUUUGUUGUAAGGCCUUGAUUCAUCAGGAGAACUUCAUGUUAUAGUUACUUUGGUUAUAGCGGGACGUUGGAAUUGAUGAGCGACAGAAGGCCUGAUCCGCAUGUAGCGCAGCAAAUUCGGCGUGACAGGUUGAGAAUCCAGAAUAGUUCCCAGCAUUUAGAAGAUUUCCCAAGCAAUAUUGAACACUUAUCGUUACGUCCAGGGAUCAGUCCUGAUCUUCUUCAAGUUAGGAGUGUGAGGAAUGCCAGUAUGCUUUACGAACCUGCUUUUUAUUCAUCGGAGAUGGUCAAUUUUUCAACGGUUACGAAUCCUUUAGCUGAAUCGAGUGGGCUAACAACGCCUCAGUUUGCUUCAUUCCCCUGUUCAUCAAAUCCAGCUUCGUCCAGCUUUCAUUCUGCUCUCGAAGAGCAAUGCGGAAUACGUAACUUUGGCUAUUGGAGAAACAGUGGGUCACCCCAAGUCUGUGAUUGGAUGCCUAACUAUGCCUCUAGUUCGGCGACUAACGAGAGCAAUCCUAAUCCUAAUUCCACUUUUGGCGUGGGAAUCAAUAAUGAAUUAUCAGCUGUACAGUUUUCUCUGAACAAUCCGUCAUCAGGUGAAACGGCGACUCGAGAAAGCCAAAGGCAAUUAGGGGAAAUUCAUCCGAACGCAAUGCAGGAUGUAAUCAAGUCAGCUUCUAUCAGGGGGCGAGGGUCAGAAAUGGCUUCGCUGACGCAACAAAGUGGCCAUGGAAUGUGGGUGGAAAACGGAAAUCAACUCUUUUUUCUUCCAAACUAUGGAAUCCAAUCAAAUCAGUUGCGUCUUGGAAAUCCUGAUUCUUGCACUAAUCGAACGAUCGAUGGUUCUCUCGGUUUUAAAGCUAGUGAUGAGUGCUCAGGUCCUCGAGUGAGCGGCUCCAAUAAUCAGGGCUUAUCUUUAUCACUUUCUUCGAAUUCACAGUCUACGCCUUGCAGAUCGGAUGACCAUCAAUCGCGAUAUGUCCUUUCUAAGGAUCCUCAAUACUCAAAACCUGUGAGAUCUGUUUCAAAUACCUCAUUUAGUGCUGGAGACCGUGUCAAAUCGCUUCAAAACAUGGUGGCCGGAAUACCUUCUUCGAACAUUGAUUAUCGAAACGUGGGGCCUCUCGGCCCUUUCACGGGGUAUGCUACCAUAUUGAAGAACUCGAAUUUCUUAAAGCCAGCGCAGCAGUUGUUGGAAGAAAUCUGUGCUCAACACUCUGAAAAACUUACGAAAGGACCUGAUGUUUCUGGGAGGGUUUCUGGAGAAGUUGGUGGUUCUUCUACUUCUGCGGACGCUGUCAAUGCAAAAAAUGAAAGUGUUGUUAGCGCGAAGGUUAUCAGUUCGGGUGGUUCGUCCUCCAUGUUUUAUUGUUCGAUUGGAAAUGAAAGUAAUGGUGAUGGUGGAACCAGGAGUAGCUCUCGCAUUUCUUCUCGGCCACAAUAUCAACAGAGAAUGGCCAAGUUCCUGUACAUGCAAGAGGAGGUUAUCAAAAGAUACAAGCAACAUAAUCAGCUAAUGCAGACGGUUGUUUCAUCCUUUGAGUCAGUCGCGGGUCUUAGUUCUGCUACUCCUUACAUUUCCAAGGCUCUCAAGACAGUAUCAAGACACUUCAGAUUCCUAGAAAAUGCUAUCUCCGGUCAAGUUGAGCAUAUAAGAGAUGUUUUGGGAGAGGAAUUAUCAGCUCCUGCCAGUGGUGGUGUUACUUCCACCACCAGUGGUAAACUUGACAGCAAUAUGGCACGACUGAAAUUCCUGGACCAAAGCUUUCAAAAGAACAAAUUGAUUGUGGGUGGUGCAGGCUAUCUUGAACACCAACAGCACGCAUGGAGGCCCCAGCAGAAGGGCUUGCCAGAACGUGCGGUGUCAAUUCUUAGAGCUUGGUUGUUUGAUCAUUUUCUUCACCCGUACCCCACGGACGCUGAUAAACACAUGCUUGCUGCUCGAACAGGUCUAUCUCGAAACCAGGUAUCAAACUGGUUCAUAAACGCCCGAGUACGUGUUUGGAAGCCAAUGGUGGAGGAAAUACACAUGCUUGAAACGAAAGGGUUGACGAGCGAGAACGAUCUGAAGAACGCUAAUAAAAAGGAGGGAAGUUCUGCCAUUGAAGGUGCGCACGAGUCAAGAAGAGAUCAAUGUUUGAGCAGCAAUCAAUUCCGGGGUCUUGAAAUAGGCGCCGGAGACAGGCAUGUGGAUGAGAUGGUGGAAUUAGAUGGGGAAGGAUGGAACCAAGAGAAGCGAUCGAAGCUGGAAUGUCACAUGACGCCAAGCUUGGACGGCACGUUAAUGGGUUUUGUGCCUUACAGAAGGGGUGGGGUCGAGGUUGGGGGAGUUGGACCGGUGUCCCUAACUCUGGGUCUCAGACACGACGACGUUGAAGCAUUACAGCAACACCGCCAUUUUGGAGGCCAUGUCAUCAACGACUUUGUUGGCUAAUUUCGUGACUUCGGAUAAUUAUCUGUUAUUUUUCUUUACCCUCUUUUUGGAACAGUGAUAUAUUGAAUGACAUGAAUCUAUCGCAGGAUGAAAACUCGGACGAGAAUAUACAAAAUGAGCCUGCUGCGCUGUCUGAUCUCUAAACUUCUGAAGAAAAAUAUAUAUUUAAAACAUUUAUAACAA